Molecule: messenger RNA, 729 nt
Organism: Amblyraja radiata (thorny skate)
Lineage: Eukaryota; Metazoa; Chordata; Chondrichthyes; Rajiformes; Rajidae
Product: pleckstrin homology domain-containing family G member 3-like
Exons: 3
Coding region: 190-729 (179 amino acids)
Molecular function (GO): small GTPase binding; guanyl-nucleotide exchange factor activity
Source: RefSeq, a predicted model, not a curated record
GUGACAAGCGGAGCUGGACUGCGGCGAGGAGCUGGGAGUUUGACAGCGGUGGCAGAGGGGACUGGCUGGGCGCUGAGAGGGAAGGGGAUUGCAGAUCUAUCUCCUGUCCUGGCUGGAGUCGCUACCUGCGGACCGACUGGCGGCCAGGGGGGCCACAUUCCCGUGUCAACUCUGCCAGCUCACGGAGGGAUGCCUGAAGGGUCGUUGUGCUCUGCUAAGGAGGCACCAGGUGUAGAAGAAUCUCCCAGGACUUCUUCCACCUCUUCCUUGAGCAGCCAUGACAGGACGUCCACAGUCACCAUCUCCACCAGCUCCACAUCAGUCAACACAGACUGCUCUGACUACGAGCGCCCCGCCAGUGCCAGCUCCUUGGGUUCCCUGCAGGAUUUCCGUGCCCCCUUGGAGACCAUGGCCCAGGCGGGCAUUGACAUAGGCGUGGAGCUGGCACCGCCCCCGCGGAUGCCCAAGGCCGAGCGGGAACGCAACAACAACAACAACAACUUGGUGGAGCGGGCGAACAUCAACUUCCGUCAACACCCCAUGUCCCCCAUCGCAACCAGGGCCAUGGCCCCUAAUCCCAAACUGUCGUACGUGGACAGGGUGGUGAUGGAAAUAAUCGAGACCGAGCGAAUGUAUGUUCAAGAUCUGAGGAGCAUCAUUGAGGUGGGUAAAUUACGUUGCACCAUUUCCACUUAUGGUAUAAACCCCACAGAGCAGGAGGCAAAUUGA